AUGGACAAUUUCAGUUACUUCAGCAAUAAUAACAUUGCCGCCGUGUUGAUUGCCCCGCAUGCUGCUUUUGGCUUUAUUGCAACCGUUUUUGUUGUCUUGCGCAUAUACACAGCUCGAUAUAUCACCAAACACAACUGGGCCUUUGACGAAUACAUCUCGAUAGUGGCCUUGAUAGCAAAUCAUAUCAUGCUUAUUUCAGAAUGCAUUUCCGUAUCGCAUGGUUUGGGGUCCAACGUGACCAGAGUGAGCAAUCAGUACGGUACUGCCAACUUCCUCAAGGUGCGUCUGUACCCUGCCAUCCUUUUCCAAGAUUAUGAUCUAAUGACGCAGCAACAGUCCAUCCUUGCUAUUGAAUGCGCAUAUGGUGUCGCUUGUCCCUUAUCAAAAUCCGCUGUACUGGCCAUGUACUACCGAAUCUUCAAAUCUUCAAACAUAAUUCGUUAUUCGACGUAUAUAAUAGCUUCCAUGUUGGCUGGGUGGGGAAUAGCUGUGUUGUUAGUCAGCAUCUUUCUAUGCAACCCUGUUGAUGGCCGUUUGGAAGCCACAAUAACAAGUAAAUGCAUUAACUCGAGGCAGUAUUAUGUUGGAAUUACGAUACCCAACAUCAUCUUCGACAUUGUCACUGUUGUUCUGCCUGUUCGGGAGAUCUGGAGGCUAAAGAUGGGGAGAAAUGAGAAACGGGCCAUCACUUCUAUCUUCCUCCUUGGUGGCUUAGUCGUCAUCGCCUCGGUUGCACGUCUGGUUCUCUUCCUCAUCUUCCUCCCGGGAGUGCCUCCGACCGGAAACAACAUCAGCCAAACCGUUAUUUUUCCUCACGCCGCAUCCGCGAUCGAAACCUGCCUCGCCAUCAUUGGGGCCUGUCUACCCCCUUGCGGGCCAUUACUCAAGAAAAUGCUCAAACAUGCUGUCGCUAAAGUGAGCUCUGGCUCUGGCAAUAUGGACAACAAGGAACCUGACAACAAUUCCGUAGUCACCAUUGGCAAGAUAUCCAACCGCGGACCCGGGGUUUCAAAGAAGCGAACGAUCAACGACGGUUUGGAAGGAGGAUCCUUUGAGCGGUUAGAUGAUAAUCAAAGUCUGCAAGGUUCAACGGAUGAACUAUGCACUGGUAUGGGUCACAAGAAAGGCAGCAAGUCCCAGAUUUAUGUCCAGCGUGAGGUGAGAGUUGAAAGCAGUGAAGAUCGUGGCUAUCGCAAUUAUGACGCUGAGGGUAUUCCCCUUAGAGAUCUCUGA
Messenger RNA from Fusarium pseudograminearum CS3096, 1233 nucleotides. RefSeq lists its product as uncharacterized. The record is from RefSeq and is a predicted model, not a curated record. Bases 1 to 1233 code for a protein of 410 amino acids. NCBI's taxonomy places the organism in Eukaryota, Fungi, Ascomycota, Sordariomycetes, Hypocreales, Nectriaceae. The transcript is spliced from 5 exons.